CCAAAAUAUAUAUCUUGUGUUCUCGACAAAAAAAUGCUUUCAAAGAUGAAAGUGAUAGCUCUCUUGUCGUUCUUGCUCAUUUUUCCAUUGUGUUCUUCAAAGAUUGGAGAGAGACAUGAAGAUGGAGUUCCUCACACCAUCCAAUAUUCAGUAAAGAUGGUUGAAGAAAGAAUCCCAAAAAUGAUGGAUUAUCCAGAAGGAGGCGCAAACCCAAGCCACGAUCAGAAAAUAAACGGUUGGGGUCGUCCUGUGCGACCACCGCCACCACAGAUGAAUGAGAUGAAUCAUAAGAAAAUAAAUGGUUGGGGUCGUCCUGUGCGACCACCACCACCGCAGAUGAAUGAGAUGAAUCAUCAGAAAAUAAACGGUUGGGGUCGUCCUGUGCGACCACCGCCACCGAAUCAUGAGACAACCAACAGUUGGAGUAUUCCACCACCACCAAAUCAUGAGACAACAAACAGUUGGAGUAUUCCACCACCGCCAAAUCAUGAGACAACCAACAGUUGGAGUAUUCCACCGCCACCGAAUCAUGAGACAACCAACAGUUGGAGUAUUCCUCCACCACCGAAUCAGAAAACCAACAGUUGGAGUAUUCCACCGCCACCGAAUCAUGAGACAACCAACAGUUGGAGUAUUCCACCGCCACCAAAUCAUGAGACAACCAACAGUUGGAGUAUUCCACCGCCACCAAAUCAUGAGACAACCAACAGUUGGAGUAUUCCACCGCCGCCCAAUCAUGAGACAACUAAUAGUUGGAGUAUUCCACCGCCGCCAAAUCAUGAGACAACCAACAGUUGGAGUAUUCCACCGCCACCGAAUCAGCAAAGAAUCAAUGGUUGGGGUCGUCCUGUGCGACCACCACCACCGCAGAUAAACUAUAAGAAUCAUGAUAACGAAGCAAAGAUUUAAAAGUAUGAAAUUAUAUGAUAUGUGUAACUGUCAAAAUAAUCAAAUUAUAUGAUAUAUGAUUUUAUUUC
Messenger RNA from Camelina sativa (false flax), 977 nucleotides. RefSeq lists its product as uncharacterized. Lineage: Eukaryota; Viridiplantae; Streptophyta; Magnoliopsida; Brassicales; Brassicaceae. The record is from RefSeq and is a predicted model, not a curated record.